Pygocentrus nattereri (red-bellied piranha) is the source of this 4024-nucleotide messenger RNA. RefSeq lists its product as uncharacterized. Bases 240 to 1037 code for a protein of 265 amino acids. The transcript has 4 exons. Lineage: Eukaryota; Metazoa; Chordata; Actinopteri; Characiformes; Serrasalmidae. The record is from RefSeq and is a predicted model, not a curated record.
CCGCGGUGCAGAAGUCAGCACUUGUGCGCUCCUCUGCGAUUUCUACGAGCGACGUCACUUCCCGGAAUGAUGGCAGAAACGCUGGCUGUAGCCCCGACGGUCUGGGCAUCUUAUUUUCCAGCAGAGAGCAGAAGUGCGAGCGGUUACAGAGUCUCAUGUCCCCAGUAGUGGGUUAAAAGAGCUUAUGCUGUGCUGAAGGGCUUUAUGCAGCAGCAGUAAAGCGACAGUGAGGGUUCACCAUGGCCGGCCCCUCCACAACUCCCCGGAAGCGGCAGGUGCGUUUCUCUGCCCGUCAUGACAUCCUGCUCUUGCGGGAGGUCAUCGCCCAGAACCCCUUCACCUCCAAAGAAUCGGGUCGCAUCUGGGCCCGAGUGGGGGAGAUCAUCACCGCUGCCCUGCAGGACGAGAACUUUGAGGUGGACGGCCGCAGAUGCAGGGAGAGAACCAUGCUGCUGCUCGACUACUAUAAAAAACAGGACUUUCCCAGCCUGCGCAGGUUCGGCACAGAGAGGCUGUACGCUCAGAAGGAGGAUCUGCUACACGAGGUUCUGGAGCUUGAAGCAGAGAAGAACCUGAUAGCCAGCGGUGAGGGGAAAUACCAGGAUGAAGAGCUGAAGAAGAGAGCACUGGAAGAACUUGCACUUCCCGAGCCUGACAAACCCACCAUGCUACCAGUCACGACAGCGCCAACUACGGUAUCCGGGACGCUAGAGCCAGAUGAGCAGGAGGACCUGGCUGAGUUGGCUGCGCCCACGGCCAAGCGUCCGUGCCAGUGCUGCUGCCAGACCUACUCCGAGAUCCUGAGCUUUCUGGAAAAGCGCUCGGAGGCUGAGCAGCGGCUCCGUGAGGAAGAGAUGGCGCUCCGCAGGGAGGAGCUGGAGAUCCAGAGGAGUAAAAUCGCUCUGGAGCGGGAGAGGCUUGGAGCCGAGAGGAAGGAACGGGAGCGGCGGUUUGAGCUGGAGAGCCAGGAAAGGCAGGUCAUCCUCGACCUGCUGAAAGAGAAGGUCCUCAAGAGCGAGAAAAACUCAGAAAGCUGACUCCUCCUGUCAGCUGGUAGCACGCUGUCCACAGAAAAUAGCCAAGAGCGUCAGUGAUUUGGACUACAAAGCGAAAUGCUGACACAGUUAUGUCAGUUUGUAACAUAUUUCUUGCGUUGUCAGGCAAUUUGGAGAACUGACUUGUCAACUGGUAACAUUCUUUCUCCCCAGACUAUCAUAGAUUGUGAGUGAGAUGGACUCGUAAUACUGACUGACUGAGACAGUUUGUAACGGUUCUGUUCUACAGUGGACUCUGAAUACUGACUUGUUUGGUCAGCUGGUAACAUCUACCCCUAAAGACUGUCCUACGCUGUUGGUCAACUCAGCAUGCCAAAUCAGCUGGUAACAUGAUUUUGUUGUCCUUCUCAUAGCAAGACUUACUUAGUAGGAAGUGCACAAUGGCUAACGCUGCGUUACAUUGGUCAACAACACACCGCAACACAUUCGUUUACUAUGGGAACCAUCAAAUUUGGGGGUGCGCUAUGUUGAGAAAGUCUAACCGUGUUGCAUUUUGCGCAGAUUAAUCUCUUCAAUAUGAUGUGUUCACCAAAUCAGAAGGAAUGUGGGCCCAGGCCAACCCCUGAAAAACAACCCCAGAGCAUUAUCCCUCCUCCACCACACUUUACACUUGGCACAAUAUCAGGCAGGCAGGUAAUGUUCUCCUGGCAUUCACCAAACCCAGACUUGUCCAUCAGACUGACCGAUAGAGAAGUGUGAUUCAUCACUUCACAGAAUAUAUUUCCACUGCUGAGUCCAGUGGCUUUACCCCAAACACCCACCCUCAAUGCUUGGCAUUUUGAUCUUAGGCUUGUGUGUAGCUGCUCGGCCAUGGAAACCCAUUUCAUGAAGCUCCUAAUGCACAGGUGUUUUGCUGAUGUUGCUUCCAAAGGCAAUUUGUCAGCAGAUAUUGGAGAAUAGGUACUGUGCACUUUAGCACUCUGUGGCCCCACUCUGAGUUUGUGUGGUCUACCACUUUGUGGCUUGGCUAGUGUUGCUCCUAGACACUUUCACAAUAACAGUUGACUGGGGCAGAUCUAGCAGGACAGAAACUGACUUGUGGUAGAAGUGGCGUCCUAUGACAGUUCAAAUUUAAGUCAAUUGAGCUCAUCAGUAUGAUUCAUUCUGCUGCCAGUGUUUGUCUAUUGAGAUUGCAAGGCUGUUUGCUUAAUUUUAUACAGCUGUUAAUAAUGGGUAUGGCUGAGACACCUGCUCUCAAUAAGUAGGAGGGAUGUCCAAAUACACUUGUCAGUAUAGUGUAUUUUCCAAAGUUUUUCUUAAAUGUGUUCAUAAAAAUGACACUGUUUGCUGUGCUUUUCUGCAGCGCUUAGCCGCUGACACACUCAGAACAGUCUCAGCAACCUGGUCAGGUUUGCCAGAUUGGGUAUAACUACCCAGAAUAGCAUUACUACUACUACAUGCUAUAACAGUAUUUGUUUCGUUAAUAAUAGUCAUAUUAAUAAUAAUAUUUUUUCCUUUACUCAUUAAAGAGAAACAUCUUGAGCUUUCCUUAUUCUUAGAAUGAUUAAAUAUUCUAGAUUAUAUUCAGUAUAAUAUUCAAAACUGAAAAUAUUUCAUAGUUCUGAAAAAUGUUAGUUCAUUAAUGCAUAUAUAACGUUCUGGUUCUUAAAACAGUGCUCAUAUCAUAAAUACUGACUUACCGAGACUAAAUUCUGAUUGGAUUUCACAGGGAACUUCCUCACAACACCCACACGCAGCACACAGAGAGAGGGGAACAGGGAUGUGUCCAUAGCCGCACCUGACCAAUGUAAAUGCAGCGUUAGACGUUGUAGGAGAGUCAUUAAAUGCGGUAAUUUAGCAUUUAAUGUGAGAUUUUACUCCGAUUUUUUAAAAAGUGGGAUGGCACCGCUUUUUAUUCCGGUAUUUGUACUUCAAAAGCUACUAAGCUUUAAAAAACGUUUUAACUGAAGCACUUUGGUCAAGAUCAUCCUCUAAAAGCAGUAGCUCCAUGAAGCUGAAGCUACUCACUCACUCUGUUAACCCCACAGGAAGAGCUACACGGCUAACAUCACAUCACACAGUGUGAUCAAGCGCUGCUUCAGCAAAGAUCCGUUACAGGAUGAGUUCACAUUCUUUCUUUUUUCACUUCAGUAUUUGAUUCAGUAUGUUCUGCUGGUGUCAGCUGGAUAUUGUUAACUGACCGUCUCUAAAUUUCAUGUUCCAUGAAAUCAAAUCUUCUAUUUUCAAACACUGGAUGAAUUAUGUUUAAUGUCUUGGGCAUUUGAAGGUUGUUGUAGAUGUGAACUUUAUCACAGUUCUCUUUAAGGAGAUUCAGUGUACAGUAUGUGUAUCAGAUGCUCUGCUAGAAAUGACACUGUUUGCUGUGAACUGAUGUAGAAUGUAGCUUAUUUUGAGUUGAGAAUGAUGUCUUGUGUUUACUGUAUUUUGACUAUAUGAUCCUGUUUUAUGUGCACUUAUGGAGUUUAAGUGAUUAUCUUGGUUUAAAAGGAUAAUGAUGAUAAUAAUAGUAAUAAUAAUAAUAAUAAUAAUAACCCAGCACUUUUAGUUAGGUAUGUUAUUUUUUUACUAAAUGAAAAUUGAUCAAAUGUGUUGCUACUGAAAUGUAAAUUGUGAGCCAUUUGGACUGCAUAGCUUUAUAUUGUCAAUAAAACUUCAAAUGAUUAUUUUGCACUGCUAGUCUUAAUAAUGCAGUAUCGACUCUCAAAAGGAGCCGUUUUGAACCUGAGAAAGUUUGUAGGUUUAAAAUUCAGGCUGUUGGUAGAAAAUAAUAAUGUUAUUUCAGUUUUAAAAUCACUUAAUGUUUCACAGCCUUUUUGUGAUGCUACUGCCAGUAUUUAAGUCAAGUUUAUCAGAACUACAAAAAAGAGAUUUCAGUGAAUGUGGACUUCAGUUGGUCUUUCUUUCUUGAGACAUCCUUACAAAAAGUCAUUCAGAAAGAUCUGAUUUGUUUUUCUUUUUUGUGCUAUUUAUGUUUCUGUAACAGCACUGAAAAAAAAUCUUGGGAAAAG